UUUAAAUUUGAAAUCCGUUGAUGUCAGAAAUGGACGAUAUUAUUGCCGAAUAUAAUCAAUCGGAAAAAGGUUUGAAGGAAACGAAGCAAGUAUACCAGUUGCUUGAGCAAAUUUUGAUAAUUUCCGAGGAGGGAAAUGAAAAGUUUCGUAGCAAUAAAAAUUUAGGGAAGAAAAACGAAUCCAAGACAUUCUCUACUCACUUACAUUCGAACACUCCGGAUGCGGUGAAGAGAAGUAUAUUGGAGUUCGAAAAUUAUAUAAAGGUGGUAGGCAAUUCAAAGCAAUCAAAGGACAAACAGCUGUUCUUGUCUUUGAUAAAUCAUUCACCUGAAGUUGUCAAAUAAGUUAUUUCAUAUUUUAUUUAUCUGUGGUAUUAAUUAAAUUGCUUUUAAUAAAAAAUAAAGGUUUGUUUUCCUUAUGUCAUUUCUAUGGAUACUAAAAUCAUAUUGAUCAAACAUAAAUAACAAAUGGAUAUUACAUACGGUUAUCAAAAGAAACGAAGCGAAUUUGGGAGACAAUGUCUGUUCUCAGACAAGGGCCCCGAUUUAAUCGACCAUUACCCCUCAAACAAAAAGUUGACGAAAGAGUAUAUCUUAAGAGAUCCCGUCCACAGAAGCACUCAAUGGGCCCCUGUACAAUCCGAACAUCAUCUAAAUACUAUGAGGGCGGAGUACAGCUCCAGCUCCAUGAACCAUUUCGAAGGCGGUUGGCCCAAAGACAUAAACACCGCCGAUGAGGAGCAAACCAAAAGAUACAGACGUAAAAUUGAAAAAGACGAAAAUUUCAGCCACACCAUGAUGCAGCUCUUCAAAAGCAUGGAAAAUUGUAUCCUUCAAAACAACGCAAUCAACAUUUAUCAACAGUACUUUUCGGAUGUGGAAGCGACUCCGUUAGUGGAACGAAGUACGGCACGAACAGUUAACGUUUAUCUCGACCAAAGUGCACCUUCGCGUCCCAUCAAUCACAUAUCUUGGUCGCCCGAUGGUCAGACCAAGCUCGCCAUAUCGUAUUGCAACCUUAAGUUCCAAGCUGUUGUAGGGAAAGAAGCAACAUUUUCGUACAUUUGGGAAGUCGAGAACCCCAACAGACCAUUGCUAACUCUAAAGCCGGAACACCCGAUCGUGUGUUUGGAAUACAACCCGAAAGAUCCGCAUUCGCUGGUCAGCGGUCAGAUAAACGGUCAGGUGGCUGUUUGGGACACGAGGAAGGGAUACGAACCCGUCGAGCUUAGCCUGAUCGAAAAUAGUUUUAGGGAUCCGGUGCGCGAUGUCCUCUGGAUAAACUCCAAAUCCGGCACAGAGUUCUUCAGCUCGUCGACCGACGGACAGAUCAAAUGGUGGGACACCAGGAAACUGUCUGAAGCGACGGAGACCCUGAUACUCGACUAUCGCAAAGACGACGAGCAAUCGUUGACGAACGCUUUGGGCGCCUCUUGCUUAGAAUACGAAACGACCAUCCCGACGAGGUUCAUGGUGGGAACUGAGCAAGGCGUGGUCGUUUCGUGCAACAGGAAAGGUAAAACCGCGAUGGAGAAGAUGCCGGUAAGGUUCAACGCCCAUAUGGGCCCGGUGGUCGCCCUGCAGCGGAAUCCGGCGUUCGUCAAGAAUUUCCUUACGGUCGGCGACUGGUCGGCGAAGAUUUGGUCGGAGGAUUGCCGCGAGAGCGCCAUCAUAUGGACGGGCUUUCAUAGGGCAACCCUGACCGAUGGCGUUUGGAGUCCUACCAGGUUGUCAGUAUUUUUUACCACCCGAACCGACGGGAUCCUGGACGUGUGGGACGUGUUGCAGCAGCAAAAACGCGCGUGCCUGGGGGUGAAGGUGUGCGACGAGCCUCUAAAGUGUCUGCGCGCGCACGAGAUGGGUAGACUGGUAGCUGUAGGUAAUCAACGCGGGACCACUUAUCUGGUAGAGUUUAGCGAAAACUUAGCAGUGUCGAACAAGAACGACAAAUUGCUUUUGACGGCCAUGUUCGAGCGGGAAAGUCGGAGGGAAAAAAUACUGGAGGCGCGGGGGCGCGAACUGCGCCUCAAACAGAAGACCAAGCAGCCACAGCAGACGGAUGUGUUGGACGAGGAGCAAACGGACGAAAAUAUGGAGGCCGUCGCCGAAGUGGUUUUUGGCGACAGCCUGGUGAGGCACGCCGAAUCAGACUUUUACGAGACGUUCGAACGGGAGAAGAAAGCCGCGGAACCCCCCGAAGAGAAAGAGAUCUACGACGAAAACGCUGUCGAGGUCAAGAACGAAGAGACCGAGACGGAUGCGACGCCACCAAAUCCAAAAGAAACCAAAAGGAAAUAAUCGUUUUCCGACCGUCGUUUGUCGAUAUUAAAACAUUUUUCGCAAAAUUCGCUUGUUUUUCGCAUCUCCAAGGAGCUGGAGGAGGGCUCUUUGAAUUUGCACAACCCUUCGAACCCGCAGACCUUCAAAAAUUACCAA
Molecule: messenger RNA, 2435 nt
Organism: Cylas formicarius (sweet potato weevil)
Lineage: Eukaryota; Metazoa; Arthropoda; Insecta; Coleoptera; Brentidae
Gene: Dnai2
Product: dynein axonemal intermediate chain 2
Exons: 6
Coding region: 468-2297 (609 amino acids)
Biological process (GO): cilium movement; outer dynein arm assembly
Cellular component (GO): outer dynein arm
Molecular function (GO): dynein light chain binding; dynein heavy chain binding
Source: RefSeq, a predicted model, not a curated record